Coregonus sp. 'balchen' is the source of this 22469-nucleotide messenger RNA. The record is from the annotation of a GenBank genome assembly. NCBI's taxonomy places the organism in Eukaryota, Metazoa, Chordata, Actinopteri, Salmoniformes, Salmonidae.
CCGGAAAUCACAUCAUCGACACGAUAACAUCAACAUAGUUUUAUUAGCUAGCUACCUAACGUUAAAAAGUAUAAAAACUAUACAUUAUUGGAUUGCCGCUUAGCUAAGAAUAGGGUAUGAAUUAACAGUUUGGGAUCGACUUCUCAUCGGUCAAGUGUGACGGUAAGUUUACUGAUCAAAUCUAGGUCUGUGCUCGCUGGUUAAACCUGCUAGCCAGCUAACGCGUAGUAGCUAGCUAAGCUUGAAGCUGGCUACUUGCUUUUACUUUUCAAGAUUUCGGUUUAUCAUGAAAGUGUGAUGUUAGCUAGCUAUAUACACUAUAGAUAUUUGGUAUUUUCCCGUGGUAUUUUAUAAUAAACGCCGACUUAACUAGUUGGUUUUAGCGAAUCCAUGAAGAAAUCGUUGAACGUCAAUGUAGCUAACGUUAGCUAACUCGCCAUCCAGUCUGCUAGCUAAAUUGAGUUUACUAAUGUGCUGCCAGAGUAUUUAAGUUAUAUGGUUUGCUACAUUAGCUAGUUGUUCAGUUUGGCCUGUUGUCGUUAGCUAACUUUACCUCACUAGAAUCCCUUUGAUUGGCAUACUGGAAUGCCUUUGAUUGACAGCUAGUGUUGUAAGCGGUCACUGGGUUAAAGUCGUUAUGUAGUUUUGUAUAACGAGAACUGCCUGGCUCGUUUAGGCAAGGCCAAUUAACGUUACAGUAACUUGUUUAUUUCUUGCUGUAACUCUGACAGUGGUCCAAAAUGGCUUAAUUUUCUCUAGGAGAGGAAGCCAUUUUAGACUGAUGCAUACCCUGGCUGUGUGUCAACGGACCAGGAGCCAUGCUAAUAUUUAUCUCUCUCUGUGGUUGAAUGGUCAGGCUCAGCAUGUACACGUCAGGAAAGUACAGUUCACGGGGCCCAGCUCUGAUUCCACGGAUGAAGACCAAACACCGCAUCUACUACAUCACCCUGUUCUCUGUGGUGCUGCUGGGACUCAUCGCCACAGGGAUGUUCCAGUUCUGGCCACACUCCAUCGAAUCAACGGCAGACUGGAGCCUGGACCGACGCAGCGUGCACGAUGCACCUCUAGUCCGACUGCCUGUGUCCAACCCUAUUCCUGAGAGGGGGGACCUUAGCUGCCGAAUGCACACUUGUUUUGAUGUGUAUCGAUGUGGCUACAACCCUAAGAAUAGAAUCAAGGUGAGCCUAUUCUCCAUCCAUCACACACCACAAAUUACAGAUAUGUGAACUUUGUUUUAUCUGCUAUUCUUGGUCUCUGAACCUUGUCUUUUUAACCACAUGAUUGAAGGCUUGAAGGAUGUUAUAAAUCAAACAGCAGUAUAGUGGACCAUCAGAAAUGACUGUGUGUGUCUGUCUGGCAGGUGUACAUCUAUCCCCUGCAGCGUUUUGUGGAUGAGGUAGGAGUGCCCAUCAGCAGCACAGGCCUGUCCCGAGAGUACAAUUACCUGCUCAGUGCCAUCUCCGACAGUGAGUUCUACACUGACGACGUCACCAGGGCAUGCCUGUUCGUCCCCUCUAUCGAUGUGCUCAAUCAGAACUCUCUGCGCAUUCGGGAGACUGCCCAGGCUCUGGCCAUGCUCCCCAGGUAACCUUUCCUGCACACUGCUCGGGUUGCACUGUUAUCUCCUCCACCCCAAAGCUGGGAAUUCUCUCUUCAUAUGUAUUUAUCCUUCUUUACCCUCUCUGUCAUUCUUCCUCUCCCCUCUCUCGUCUACUACAUUGAUCUAUCCGCCCAUUUCAGAUAUCUAAGUGCACACAUUUGAAGGUUUUUGACCCCUAAAGAUGUAUGUUUCCAGGUGGGACAAAGGGAUGAACCACCUUCUGUUCAACAUGUUACCUGGAGGACCUCCAGACUACAACACAGCCCUUGAUGUGCCAAGAGACAGGUAACACUAAUAAACCCAGCACAGAAAAAAGAAAGUCAAUUACAAUUAAUAUAGUUGGAUAAACUCACAUUUUAGUUUUUUGGUUCAUCAAUCAACCUUGACAUUCCAGCUAAUAUUGUUUGUUAGCAGAGUUGCUACCAGGCAUAUUUUGUUCUACCGAGACCACCACUAGAGGGAAGCAUGGCGUUAACUUAGCUUUCAGUUUUCCUUACAUGUCCUUAGUCUGAUGUUAUGUUCAGAGAAUAGUAUUAUUAUUAUUUUUUACAUUUUUGUUAAGUUGACUCAUAGUUUUCCCCCUCCAUUUUAUGUAGUUUAACUUGACUAGAUAAUCCAGAUUCAAUUCCAUCUUUUAUCUCCAACACAACUACAGAACGUGCAUAUAAUUACAGGGUGGCUUGAAAAAUAUUAAGCUAAGAAGAAAGUAGUACUUAAAAGUAGUCCAGAGAUGACAGAACCUCUAGCGGCUUUGAGCGGGCAGACAUGCCUAAUCUCCUGGUAUUUACUGCCACAGAGAGAGGCCAUGUUUCCCAGCCUUGCUCUUGGCCGCUCACUCCUUUUGGGUGGAAAAGGUGGGUUUUAUGAACAGAAAGCCCUGAGACGAUGAACACUUAUCUGGAGCUGUAGGGAAUUUCCUGGGCUCAUCCAGCUGUGCUCCAUUUGGCGUGGGGCCUCAUCAGAACCAGCUGUGUGUGUAUAUAUAGGCCUGUGUGUGUGUGAGUGAGGUGUGUGUGUGAGUGCUUGCAUGCACAGGUAGGACGCCAUAAAGAUUGUUCGUCAGUUAACUAUUACAUUCACAGAUUUACAAAAGGAUGACGUUUAGGCAGCCUCCUUUUGUUCCAUGCGAAUACUUCUCAAGAUCGUCAUGUUACUCAAUAGCGUUGUUAAGCAGAUAUGACAAGAAACAGCCAGGGCAUAUGCACAUCUGUCAUGUAUUGUCUUGCAGCAAAGUUCUAUAUAGCUGUCUCUUCUCUCCGUCUUAAGUAUGUAAGCCUAUGUGACAGUGGUGUAACAUUGGAUACGUUUUGUGUGUGUGUUCUAGGGCUCUGCUUGCAGGGGGAGGCUUCUCCACGUGGACCUACAGGCAGGGUUAUGACGUCAGCAUCCCUGUGUACAGCCCUCUGUCUGCAGAUGUGGAGCUGCCCGAGAGACAGCCUGGGUGAGCAGCAACACCACCGCCACCCUGGUUCAGCACCUAGCAUAGGGCUCUUAUCACUUCCUCAAGCAAGACAACAGGCAUCCUCACUUCAUGUGACAGUGGGAACAUUUGUGAAGUUAUCUUGUCGAGUCACCAUCAUCACUCACAGUUUUCCACUAUUUCUAAUGUUGUCCCGGCUGCAGGCCCCGGCGCUACUUCAUCCUGUCGUCUCAGACGGCCAUCCACCGUGAGUACCGGGCAGAGCUGGAGAGGCUGAAGGAGGAGAACGGGGAGGCCCUGCUCCUCCUGGACAAGUGCAGCAACCUCUCUCAGGGAGCUGCCUCAGCUAGGAAACGCUGCUACAAGGGCCAGGUGUUCGACUACCCCCAGAUCCUCCAGGUGAGACCCACACAGAGACCCUCUACCGUUCAGACUAGACUAACAUGUACACACACUUGUAGACAUUAUACAGCUUAGGGGGAAAUGUUUAACAUAGAUCUGCAUGGCCAUUAUCAGACUUUAAUGCAUUUAAGAGGGCUCUGCUCAGCUGUGUAGGUCAACUCUAAGAGUUAGCAGUCUAUUUAUGUGGGUAACUUAAUGCGGGGUAUACCUGGGAAACUCUACAGCAAUAUCUGUGACAGUCAGUCAACCGGUGUGCCUCUGCACUGUCUGUCUGCUCAGAGUGCAUCUCCAGCCCAUCCCUGGCCUGUCUAGACAGGAAGUGCGCUUAUCAUGUGGUCUGGGUGCAGCGUGGCCGCACAUCUGGCAGACGUCCCACCAAGGAGAGGGCCUGGAAGGGUGGAGGUUGUGGGAGGGGUUGUGGUGGCAGAAUCUCAGUGAAAGCACCCCCCUUAUCCUCCACCUCUGAAAGUGGAAAGGUUUGCCAGAAGUGAUGCCUGAAUUUUAGAAGAAUAUUUAGGGUUGCCUGCUUUUAUCCUUUUAACAUCUGUAAGUAGUCCACCAUAACAUUGCCCUCCCCACCCUCAACUCUUCCAUAUGGGAGGCAACCUUGACAGUUCAUGCAGUCAUUUUAUCAGACUCUGACCAAACACAAGCUGCCCACUAAUAUUGUGUUAGUCUGUUUUUGACCCGUCUAAGCUUCCUUAGUUUGGAGACAGCUAUGUCAUAAAACCAUGUACCUUUGAUAUGUCUAUGAUACCUUGUGGUAAUCUGUGUUGUCUGUGUUCCCCAGGAGUCGUCGUUCUGUGUGGUGCUGCGCGGGGCUCGGCUGGGACAGGCCACCCUCAGUGAUGUGCUGCAGGCUGGCUGUGUCCCUGUCAUCCUAGCAGACUCCUACAUCCUGCCCUUCUCUGAGGUCCUCGACUGGAAGAGGUACGCUAAAGACACCGCUCAUGAUCUCACUCCAACCAACUUCAACACAUAUAUCAGCAUUACAUUUUCUGAGCUCGUAUUGUGAUUUCUGAUCUAGUUUAAUACCAGUGGAUGUUUUUGCCAUUGACAUAGAGACUGACUGAUAUUUUUCUUUCUUUGUUUUGUGGUGUGUGUAUUGUACAGGGCAUCCGUGGUCAUUCCAGAGGAGAAGCUCCCAGAGAUGUACACGAUCCUGAAGAGUAUCCCUCACAGGCAGGUGGAGGAGAUGCAAAGACAGGUAACAGUCAGAUCACAUCUUUUCUUCAGCUAACAUUCAAAUAGACUGAAUCCCUUUGCUGGGGAUUUUUUAUGCACAUACAGUGAGGGAAAAAAGUAUUUGAUCCCCUGCUGAUUUUGUACGUUUGCCCACUGACAAAGACAUGAUCAGUCUAUAAUUUUAAUGGUAGGUUUAUUUGAACAGUGAGAGACAGAAUAACAACAAAAAAAUCCAGAAAAACGCAUGUCAAAAAUGUUAUAAAUUGAUUUGCAUUUUAAUGAGGGAAAUAAGUAUUUGACCCCCUCUCAAUCAGAAAGAUUUCUGGCUCCCAGGUGUCUUUUAUACAGGUAACGGGCUGAGAUUAGGAGCACACUCUUAAAGGUAGUGCUCCUAAUCUCAGCUUGUUACCUGUAUAAAAGACACCUGUCCACAGAAGCAAUCAAUCAAUCAGAUUCCAAACUCUCCACCAUGGCCAAGACUAAAGAGCUCUCCAAGGAUGUCAGGGACAAGAUUGUAGACCUACACAAGGCUGGAAUGGGCUACAAGACCAUCGCCAAGCAGCUUGGUGAGAAGGUGACAACAGUUGGUGCGAUUAUUCGCAAAUGGAAGAAACACAAAAGAACUGUCAAUCUCCCUCGGCCUGGGGCUCCAUGCAAGAUCUCACCUCGUGGAGUUGCAAUGAUCAUGAGAACGGUGAGGAAUCAGCCCAGAACUACACGGGAGGAUCUUGUCAAUGAUCUCAAGGCAGCUGGGACCAUAGUCACCAAGAAAACAAUUGGUAACACACUACGCCAUGAAGGACUGAAAUCCUGCAGCGCCUGCAAGGUCCACCUGCUCAAGAAAGCACAUAUACAUGCCUGUCUGAAGUUUGCCAAUGAACAUCUGAAAGAUUCAGAGGAGAACUGGGUGAAAGUGUUGUGGUCAGAUGAGACCAAAAUCGAGCUCUUUGGCAUCAACUCAACUCGCCGUGUUUGGAGGAGGAGGAAUGCUGCCUAUGACCCCAAGAACACCAUCCCCACCGUCAAACAUGGAGGUGGAAACAUUAUGCUUUGGGGGUGUUUUUCUGCUAAGGGGACAGGACAACUUCACCGCAUCAAAGGGACGAUGGACGGCGCCAUGUACCGUCAAAUCUUGGGUGAGAACCUCCUUCCCUCAGCCAGGGCAUUGAAAAUGGGUCGUGGAUGGGUAUUCCAGCAUGACAAUGACCCAAAACACACGGCCAAGGCAACAAAGGAGUGGCUCAAGAAGAAGCACAUUAAGGCCCUGGAGUGGCCUAGCCAGUUUCCAGACCUUAAUCCCAUAGAAAAUCUGUGGAGGGAGCUGAAGGUUCGAGUUGCCAAACGUCAGGCUCGAAAUCUUAAUGACUUGGAGAAAUCUGCAAAGAGGAGUGGGACAAAAUCCCUCCUGAGAUAUGUGCAAACCUGGUGGCCAACUACAAGAAACGUCUGAUCUCUGUGAUUGCCAACAAGGGUUUUGCAACCAAGUACUAAGUCAUGUUUUGCAGAGGGGUCAAAUACUUAUUUCCCUCAUUAAAAUGCAAAUACAUUUAUAACAUUUUUGACAUGCGUUUUUCUGGAUUUUUGUUGUUAUUCUGUCUCUUACUGUUCAAAUAAACCAUUAAAAUGAUAGACUGAUCAUAUCUUUGUCAGUGGGCAAAGGUACAAAAUCAGCAGGGGAUCAAAUACUUUUUUCCCUCACUGUAUAGGGAUAUGCCAGGUCGCAGUUGUAAAUGAGAACUUGUUCUCAACUGGCUUACCUGGUUAAAUAAAGGUAAAAAUAAAAUGAAAAACUCUUUAUAGAGUUGUAGUAAUAGUCUAUUUCCAGAUGAAUAAACCUCAGGAGAAAGUGCCUCCUGCCCUCUCAGGUUAAGUUAUGUUGAAGGCGGGGUCAAAGGAGUUGUGACUUUCACGCUCCCAUUCCAACCUGUGCCUCACUGUCAGCCCAAUGGAAGCCAUAACACAGGCAGUCUGAAGGGUUAGACAGACAUGUUGUAAUGAGCCCUUAGGACUGGAGUUUCUGUCCUGUUGUCAGUUUGGAUUGUCUCCUCAUGUUCCCAAUCUUGAUUAAAAAGCUCUUAUAAAGGUUCUUCAGUGUUAGUUUCAGUCGCAGCCAAAUCAAUGACAAGUCCCCUCUUUUCACUGGUCCAACUGAGCCUCAAUAAACAGAAGUGAAAGCCCUCUGAGAGAGUUCUGCACGUCCAAGCUGUUUCUCAUUCCCUUGUAUCAACGCUAGUCCAUUUACCAAUUAGACUGGCCAAACAGACAUAUUAGACCCACAGCUCAGAGACCCUGUUGGAGUUCUUUCAUUUGCCCUGCCUAGAACAUGGCUUCCCUUGGGGGCCGCCUCCUGUCUCUGUUGCUGUGUGGAUCUGAAAUGCUUAUCCACUGCUCUUAGUGUUUCUGUCAGUCUGUCUAGGGCUUGGAAUUUAGCUAUGAUAUGUGUAAUCAGUUGUCUUCCAUAGCUGCAGGCAUGUCAGGAAAGGGUUCUCAUUAGAGAUGAGGACUGAUGAUAAGGGGAAGGAUUUUAGUUUGUUUGGGUUAAAACAAAUACUGAUAAUAAACAUUUUAUCAAUUCACUGGAGAUCAGAGGAACACAACAAAAUUAUAUUGGUCUGAGUUGAGUAGUGAGUACAUCUUAAGCCAGGGGAAUGUGAGGGGUAGGUAUGUCACUGUGCCGUGUGCGUGCCUGUGGCCCCUGCAGGACUGACGGGAGGAGGGUGUUGGAGCCCGGCUCAGGACGUGUAAGGGUGGGGUGGGGCCGGAGCACAAAGGCCCAUCUUAUCCAGGAUUUAUAGGGUGCUGUAGCGCCCAUUCCAUAUCAGUCCACACCUGCACACAUCUGGAGAGACUCCUCACUCACACUCACAUUCACUGGCUGGAGAGGAGAGGACACUGGGAAUCACUGAGCUGGUCCCCAUAGUAUAGACAACACAUUGUCAACUAAAACUCAUUUUGACGUGUGCAAUAUUAUGUAGUAUGUUUUUUUUUUUUUAGGACAUGAUUUUCUAUAUUAAAUAUUUUUUAUAAGAGCUGUAGGGACAUAACAUUUUUUCCUGAUUGAUCUUAUUUAAGAGCUGAAGUGAAGUAUUUACUGACUGUCCAACAGAGGGCCUAACUAGUCUGAUUUCACACGCUGUCCUCUUCAAUCCUUUAUGGGCUUAAAAGGUCUCUGACCAUAUGUCUAGUGUGCCUAAAAUACACAUAGGCUGCGUUUAGACAGGCAGCCCAAUGCUGAUCUUCUUUUCACUAAUUGGUCUUUUGACCAAUCACAUCAGCUGUGAACAAGAUCUGAUUUGAAAAGAUCUGAUGUGAUUGGUCAAAACACCAAUUAGUGGAAAAAAAGAUCAGAAUUGGGCUGCCAGUCUAAACGCAGCCUUACUCAUGACUCCAUGUCAGCUUUGAUUGACUAUCUGUAUGAUUUACUAAGUCCUCAAUUGAAGGAUAAUUGGGUAAUUGAGGAGACAUUCUGUUAACUUAUACAGGGCCUCACAACUAAGGUCAAAUAUAAAAACUCCUAAUCCAUCAGUAGCCAGCAGCAUCAUUUCAGGAGAUAGUUUUUUUUCUUCAACAUGUGAUGUGGUAGCAUCGACAUAGGUCCCAAAUUGGGAGCUAAGUGCUUAACAGCUGCUAAAUGUUAGCGGUGGUCAACUCAGGCAUUCCUGUGAGCCUUGUUUGGUUCAGACCCUAGGAAUAGAAUACAUGCAUGCUUUGUUAGAUCAGUACAGCUAAAAUGAGUACUUCUCAAUCACAGGGCUGCAGCUAUAGUACCAAGCCUAAUGUAAACCUGUCUGAACCCUCCCUGUCUAAAAGGAGUUGACAGACAGCAGAGUAUAGCUAGAGAAAGAGAUGGUAGACUGGGUUGUUCCCUUGAACCUGGUCCUGAAAGUCUGGCAUCUAGUUUGGUUUCUGUCACACAGUAACCACUAUUGAUGAUCAGUUGAGUGUCAUCUUGGUAAUACUACAAUGUCCUCCUAAGCAAGUUUGUGCUAAACAAAGAAUCGUUGACAUGACAAUUUUACUUUUACCCGAUUUUUAUAUCUUAUUAAGAGGCGCUAGUAAUUACAUUUAUUUUAGUUGCAGUAGCAAAGGUUAGCCAAAUCAGUUUUGAAUUCAUGGAUGUUGUUUAUGGUCCAAGUUCAAGCACACCUCAAAGAGAAUUCAGCCUACUUAGCCCAGCGAGGUAUCUUAGAGGAAGGGAACGACAGUGCUGCAGUGAAGCAGACCGCUCUGCCCUUUUCCUCUCCUCCUCUCCUGUGACUCUGUCUCUUCUUCUCUCCUCAUAAAAAUUCCUGCAGGGGCUGGGGCAGGGCCUCUUGGGCUGGAGCAGUUUGCUUUUUGCCUCCUCCCAGUCGGAAAGGGAACUUUCAUCACUGGCUGAUUUAUGGGCCGUUGUGGUCCCCCUGAGAUUAGAAAGUAUUUUUGAAUGCUCCUCACCCCCUCCAUAAAAAAAUAAAAGCUGUUUUUGUAUUUCUCUAGUGUUAAAGGGGACUAAGGGAUAGAGUGGGGGCUGGUCCCUUCUCAUGUGCCGCUGAGAGCUCUCUGUAGACGAUACGACAACAAACACACCAGUCAAUAGGACAAGCUGCUCCACUGCUAUGAAGGACAGAGCCCUGUAGCCAGGCCAAGACUACCACAGCUCUAGCAAAACGGUGUGCUCAUUGACUAAGCUGUAGCAGCCUAUGCUAUCACUGUGUUUGCUGCAGUGCAGUUUUCAUUUUGUGCACUGUUGUUGUUGUCCAUUCCUCUCUGGAUCCUCCUCUGUUCCUAAUCCCAAACAGGGGAGAACCUCUUCAGCUGUGGGUGUUAUUCUCACCCAACAAAUAUGCUACAAAUAUCUUGAGUUUCUGGCUGUGGGAAUAGUUUCCAGGGUGUGCUCUGGCUAACCAGUCAAAUGUCUGUUGGAGUUAAGGGGUCCAGUAUGGUCUAGACAUUGUGUUUACAGGCUGCUUAACAAAUAGCACCCUAUUUCAUAUAUAGUACACUACUUUAACCCCCCCCCCCCCCCGCUUGUUAAAGAGUGCUGCACUCAGGGUCACCUAAGACCUGUCGAGGUGGAGUCGGGUCACACUGACAUGGCGCCUCCUGGCAGGAGACAGUUCUGUUUUAAGGAUCAGUAACUCUUAUGGGCUCCUCUCCCUCCAUAGCUGUCCCUUGAUGUCUCUUAAUGGAUCAGUGGGAGGGGAGCACCAGGGACGCUGGGGUGCUGCCUGGGGAUGGUGGACUAGUAACAUCUGCAUUGAAAUAUGAUUGACUGCUCGGCUACACCUUCCCCUCUGGUACUGUAAUGCUCCUUGUUGUUACCAUGGACUGGUAGUGAAUUGACUAAAAGUACAUUUCUGAUGCACAACUAGAGGUAGAUGCGUACGUAGUUUGCAUACAUCUUGGAUCAAACGUAUUAUAGUCCCAAUGGGCCUAUCUAUAUUGCCUUAGGUAGGGGUUCCCAACCAGCUUUAAUAGGACCCGUAUGGGUACUUGGCCUAUCCACAGGGGGUACUUGAGAAGACUUAUGAGACCAUAGGCUUACUGGUCAAAUGCACAUGAGGGGGUACUUCAGGGGAACUCUGGGCAGAGCAAAAUUCAGUUGGUGGUACAGUAACCGAAAAAGGGUUGGGAACCACUGGCCAAAAGGUUGAUAUUUGGCUGCACUGUGCUUUGAAAGGCAGGUGAGCUGUAGAAAGUAUUGGCCUGCUGUAGGACAGAUGAUGUUAAAGAGAUUCUAACCAUCUAGAACAGUCCUUCCUGUUCUCGAGUCACAGGGAUGCCUUUUGAAUGUGUGUGUUCAAGGACAUAACAGCUUGUUUGUUUGUCCAGAGUCCAGACCAUAUGUUUUUAUUCCAAUAACAACUCUGUCCUUCUCUCUCCUCAGUCCCGCUGGUUCUGGGACGCUUACUUCAGCUCCAUGAAGGCCAUCGGCAUGACAACGCUUCAGAUCAUCAAUGACCGCAUCUACCCCUAUGCUGCACGCUCCUACGAACAGUGGAACAACCCCCCUGUGGUGGUGAGGAUACCUCUAGUUGGUAUUUCUUUAAAGAGUGGAAAGAUGUGUUUUAGGCUAGAUGUGUUCAACAUGAUUGGAUACAUCAAAAGUCUUCCACUGGAGCCUGCUAUAAUCUAUGCCCCUCGAGCCUACACCAUUGAUAAUGUUAUUGUGUUUUACUGUGGUUACCCACUGAAUCUUCUUAGACAUACGAGUCAUAUUUAUGGGGGUGCAGUCUGCAGUGUGGUAUUGAUGUGUGACCUGACACUACGGUGCUGGCCUCACAAAACAGAAAAACACAGUGACCGACUCCCACAGUGGCAGAUAUGAAACAGUUUUCCCAGCAUGCUGUAUUUCCCUGGUAAGUCUUUCCCAGAGUAUUGGCCGAGUGGCAGGGCAGCUUCCUCCUCUUUAUAGCGCCCUCUCUCCACACAUGUAGCCUAGCCUAGUGGUCUUUGGCUGCUUGGUAAACACCCAGUACUGCUGAAACAGCCAGUGAGUUUGUGUCAGCAGUUCUGUACUGGGAGGAUGCCUCCAGUGCGGUGAAAAAUACGUGCCUUAGUGUUUGAGUCAUUGUGUGUAUGUGCGUGAGAGAGAGAGGGAACACUGUUUAAGGAGAAUGGAGGGCGGCGCUGCAUGUGGUGUCUUUGGGGACUGCAGCACACACAUUCUCCUUAAACAGUGUUCUCUCGCUCUCUCACGCACGUGUGUGUGUGUGUGUGUGUAACCUCUCUGUGGUUGUGGGAGUGUGGGGAUGCAGACAGCUUGGCUCAGCUACCACCUCUCAGGGGCUGUUAAUCAGCCCAGCCUGAUCUGCUGCAGUCCCCAAAGACACCACAUGCAGCUCCGCCCUCCAUCUAUCCCUACCUCCUCCCUCUGUCUGUCUGUCUGUCUGUCUGUGGGGUAGAGAAGGGGGGCCCAUGUUCCUCCUUAUUGGACAGGCCUACCCAGUCCUACCAAUGGUUGGUGAUAUGUGAGCCAGUCAGGUUAUGUUGGUCUGAACAAGUCAAGUCACACUGACUCUGACUAAAGUUAUGUUUACAACGCUUGGCUUCUCAGAGUAAUUCAAAGCUCUACAACACUUUAGGACUAAGGACUUUUUACUCAAGCAACUGCUCAAUCACAGCCAGUAUUGCCUUUUUUUUGGAGCGGGUAGCUGGUUAAUCAACAGUUACACUUGACAUUACCCACCUCUCUCUGUCAGAAACUCCUGUCUGCUUUUUUUCCCAACUAAUCGUCAUCAUUUAUGUCUGCUGUCUCGGUCCCAGCGCACAAGAGGUUAAUUGUGCAGGGCCACAGACCCAUUACCAUUCCAAUGCUGGAGAAGUGCUAUCUCUACGUAUUCAGUGGAAACACGUCGAGCAGAAUUGGAACAGAACACUAAAUAAAUCAAGCAGGUUUUUUUUUUCUCUGCUGUUCUGUAUCCUUCGUUCGGGGUCAUAAUUGAAAGCACAUUUCACAGGCUCUUUGCUAGUAGCAGUGCCUUUAGAAGGGUUGUCAGGCUAGGGUGGGACAGACGGGCUGCUUUUUGUUUGGCAGUAGUGGGCAUAGUUGUAAGACAGGUAAUCCUGUUCCGCCUUUGAAAGGUGGUUGAAGGUUUUUAAGAUACUUUGUAUCUUAGGGGUCUUUCAUAUCAAAUUGGUUUGGAGUGGGGGGUUUUUUCUGAACUCUGGCACUUUUUCGCUCUUAGUUCGGUUCGUUUGGACUGGUGUGAACCCUCCAUGCUUGGGAGUGCUCUAAACAACGCAUCGUGGUUUGCUAAAAAAAACGUGGUCUCGGUCCAAUUAAUUACACCUUUCAUAGUAAUGAAUAUUCAUGGUAAAUGGGAACUGAUUAUUUAUUUAGCUUGACCUUUGGUUUCUAGAGGACAUCUAACAUUUCCAUUUAGGCUAAGUCGGGGCUUGUUCAGUGGUUUAAAUGGGCCAAGAAACCUGGCCAGACAAUUCCUUCACUGGCAGAGAGCAGAUGCCUGCACUGUGAAUGUGCUCAUAUCAGGACUCUUGAGAAGAUGUGACGGCUGCACUAUCUCUGCUUCUCCUAAUCCCUGGUAGGCAAUCAUCACUCACAUUAUUCUGAUCCAACAGUUUUCUGUCCAUCAACUUCAAAGUCCAGGGAUGGAAUUCAAAUCUUUCUCAAUAGAACCAACCGGCAACCUCACUUCGAUCUGGGUUCCAUUUUGGCCUUACUCGCUGUUUUGACACACGCAUGCAUACAUGUAUGUGCAUCCACACACACACACACACACACACACACACACACACACACACACACACACCACACAAAUCAAAGGCCCCAUGCUGGCUAGAUGGACUUGCUGCCAGUCAUCACUGAAGCGGCUGUUAGGAAAGGGAAAGGGGGAUAACUAGUCAGUUGUACAACUGAAUGCAUUCAACUGAAAUGUGUCUUCUGAAUUUAACCCAACCCCUCUUACUCCCACUUCACCUUGGGAAAUCAUUUGUUAUUGAGUAGAAAACACUGUGUUUGUCCAAAACAUUCAAAUGCCACGUUGGUCUAAAUGCUGCAUUAUGAGGAUGUUUACAUGGAUUUGCGUUGAUCUACUUUUCCAAACACUACCGCAAUAAUGUGUAGCCUAAAUCCCCCAAAUGGCUGCAUGUUUCCGUUUGUGGAAAUUGAGCAUUGGAACCAGUGAACUCAUUUUAACUGAGCUAAUUAACAUCGGAGAAGUGGCUGUCUUUCUUUCAUCCUGUUUCUUUCAUUUGACUAAUGACUUAAGUGGUCCCUUUCCUCAUCUAUUCAUCUCACCACUUAUGUGUCACCGUGUUACUUUCAUUAUUUCCCCUCUGCUUGUAUGUAAGUGUCACACCACCACAGAGACGUUUCCAUUUGCUAGUAAAGUUGUUAUUGAUUUUUAUUGGUGAGGAAUGACUGAUGUAGGGUAUAUAGGGUGACCAUGUUUAUGGUGACAGACAUGGUGGACGCUGUUGGAAGAGCCACAGAAACACCAGUCUGUUUGGAACCACCUGCCUACAGCAGAACAGAGAAGCACUUCAAGAAGCCCACAGUUUUAUUUCAAAUCUCCAUUCCCUCCCUAUGAGGUUAGAACAUCUCUCUAGUGGCAGGUCUGGAGGCUAUGGGGGGCCUUUGAUACAGUUUGAUUAAGUCAGCUGCAACCUCCUUUAUUUGAGAAUGCUACUGUUGUAGUGUUUGACAGUUAAUUAAGGGUUAAAACCACAUAAUAACAUAAUGCUACUGCUAUCAGAGAACGGAAGCGUUGAAGUUGACACUGUAGAUGAUCUAACCUGCAUUGUAGGCCACUUUAAGCUGCUGCAGUGAGUCCCUUCUGUGUCGCAUGUCCACAAAUUGUUACUGUUGUGUAAUCACAUUACUCAAAAUGUCAAUUGUUGUCUAUAUGUUAGUUUAGAGGUCUGGAUUGAGUGUGUGUGUGUGUGUCUUCUUGUGUGUGUCACUGCAUCAGAGGGCUCUCUGCACUGCCAGUAUUUCUUUUACAGCGUCACUUGAUCUAGGCUAGGGCCUGUGCAUCUUCCAGAGUUAACGGGCCAUUUUAAGACGGGGCCAGGAAGAGGAGCCAAGUCCCACACUGGCAGUAGACAGCCGCCGACACCGUUGCCUACGUCCCCCUCUCUCUCCCCUGCCCCGCUAGAACUCAUCUGGACCCCUGCUGCAUGGAGCUCACCAGAGCUUCAUGAUAAAACACCCUUAUAACAUCCCAAAGGAGCAGUGUAGAAACCGCAGUAGAGGCCAAGACUGCCACUUCUUCGAAAUCGUCAAAAAAAUCUAUUGCCAAGUCAUAGUGUGUGGACUCAAUUUACACACGUACCUGAGAUGAGGGUGGAGCUUCGCAUGCAAAACAUAAUUGACUGCUCUUUGUCUGUCGUCUGUCUGUCUGUCUUACACACUCUCUAAGCUGUGCUCCUGAAGCAGCUCAGCUACCGCUCGGUUUUUAUAGUGUGCUUGGCAUUCCAGACCACUUCUCGCUGGGUGCCUGGCAUUCCCGGUUGUGAGUCUAUUAAUCUUUAAAAUAAAUGAAUAGAUGAUUCCUGUUCCCUUGUAAAACCAUCGUCUGGAAAUCACUGCAGGUGACCUCACUGCUGAAUCAAGCAAUGGAAAACGUGCCACGGGCCAGGAUGGCAGACAGAUGAAGCUAGCUAGGCAUACGUCUGCAUUGUAGGAGACUGAUUCUAAACUUUGCUUUUGUGUUUAUUCUCUUGUCCUCUGUAGAAGUGGUCGAGUGUGAACAGCCCCCUGUUCCUGCCUCUCAUCCCACCGAGGUCCCCUGGGUUCACUGCUGUGGUGCUGACCUAUGACCGCAUCGAGAGCCUCUUCCGGGUCAUCACUGAGAUCUCCAAGGUUCCCAGCCUGGCCAAGCUACUGGUGGUGUGGAACAACCAGAACAAGAGUCCCCCUGACGGUGAGCCCUAGGCUGUAUUCAUUAGCGCACACCGUAGCAUAACAUUUUGCUACAGAACACUUAAAAAAUAAAAAUAAUAAUACGUUUCUUAUUGGACAGGUUCAGGUAGUGCCUCUCCAUUUUGGUAAAUGUUCUUCUGUUUGGUUUCUAGUGAAUACACCCCUGAUUCUGACCCUCCCUUCCCUAUACUGUUCAUUAAAAACCAUUAUUGAUUCAAAUAUUAACCUUAAACAAGCACACCAGCAAUAGGAGUUUACAUGAGUUAACCUUUUCAGUGACAGCGAUGAUGCCAUAUUGGAUAUUCAACAAUGGGACAUUAGUGUUCUGUCAGAUUGCCUUACUUCAUAGCUACCAUAGAGUCCAAAUCAAUGUUAUCUUUGUUUAGAGAUUGACUAAAGUUGGCAGAUCGAUACACACAAGGAAUGGGAAAGUGGCUGAACACUCCAAGUUAACUGCCAACUUGAUGAGAGAAGAAGUGAAGGUUAUAUCACCAUGCCAUUGUUUAAUACCCAAAAUGGAGCUCUUGAUGUGUACCAGAUGAGUGAUAACGGCUUCAGCAGCCAAGACCCAUCUCUCCAUAAGUUUAGACACUGAAAAGCAUGACAUGCUCGAGGCUGGAGCCAAACCUCUCUCUGGCUUUGCUUCAUGUUGAGAAUCAGGAAACUGGAGCAACUCCGUGGCAUGUUGCCACCAGUCGGACAGAUAAAAAUCCCCCUACCCACACCCACUCGGUGCUGCAGCAGCAAUCUCAUUCUAACCUUCAGAUGUCAACAGGUCUCCUCGGUACUGGCAAGCCAGACGACGUAGAGGCCUUUCAUUCAUGUUGAUAUACUGUCCUCUUACACCACACCUACAGACACUCCACUUCAUCAAACAGAGUGCAGUGUUCUGCUAGUGCUGCCUGUCUGUCCUACCGCCACAGCCCUCAUUUACAGCCCAUUAGAGAUGUGUCAGAGUAAGCUGAUAUUAGUCAUUAUUUAUGUGGCUUUCGCUCUAAUGAUUCCUCUUAACGAGGCGAUUAGGUAUGCAGCUGUUUAUGGCGCCCCUUAUCACUGACAGCUCAGGGGACGGCAGGGAGAGAGCAGGGAAUUAAAUCUAUCCUCUGCAUAGAGUUGUGUAAUGUAAUGAAGCAGCGGGCCACUUUGAAGCUCCCUCUAAUGGCCCAGUGUAGCCUUUGAUUAGAGGCGUCAGUGGAGCCUGGCUGGAGCUUUGUGACCCAUUAGAAUUAACAAGGGGCCGUUCACGGGUCAACUAGGGGCCUUUGCUUGGGAUGAGGAUGGAUUUCCUCCUCAUCCUCACAAGGCCUGAUUGUGUUUAUUUCAAGCAGCCCUAAGCUGCCUCCUCAAGUCCUGCACGUUUGGCAUUUUAACAAGGUGCUGCUGGCAGCUUAAGUCUUAGAAUUGUAUUAUUUUAUCUUAGUGCUCUAUGUUGGACUUUAUCUUCUGCUUCUGACAUGCACAGAGAUUGUACUGUUUGGUUGUCAUGAUUAACUUGAUAGUUUAUUUGUUCACUCAUACAAUCUUAGCGUUAUGACCUGAAGUGACCUGUUUUUCACAUCGGUCUAAGACCGUCAUGAAUGUCGAGUGAGUGCGUGUCUCUAUCAUUCUUCCACUAUCCUCCCUCCCCUCCAUCUCGGUCUGUUUCUCAUAAACAGCUAACCCUGCCCUGGCUAGUUGGGAGUCCCCUAAUAGCUGCAGUGCAUGGAGACGGAGGUAACUACAGUAGAGAUGGGGACUGCAGCAGGAUUCUGUUCUUCUAUAGUGGAGAGGAUCUCUGCUGGUUAGCCCUGGAGAAGUCAGAAAAGUAGAUGGGCUUCCAGCAGCCAGAAAUUGUUGUUUCAGUUUGUGUGUUCAAACCGAUGCCAAAAGAAAAGGCCAGGCUCAAUCUGUACAAUCAGAGCUAAGCUAAUAACCUAUGUUAGGUGAUUUCCCCCUGCACUGCACUCAUCUCCCAGCACUCAUCUCCCAGCUCAUGUUUGGAAAAGAGAGUGGUGGUGGGGGGAGGGGAGCGCUUGAAUAUAUCACAGCAGGUCUCUCGUUGACAGUUUAGUGUGGAGACGUUCAGAGCUCGUCGGUCAGUUGGGAGCGCCGCCUGCCUGUCAGACCCCAGUUAAAGCCUUAAUGGGGUGACACAUUCUGUGCCAUCUGUCUGACACUGCUCCGUGCCAUGGACACUUCCCAAGCUCACUAAACACUACUUUUAAAAAAGCUAACUUUGUUGCUCUGCCUUGAGAGGAAUCUUGGUGUGGUCAGGCUUGCACAUGAUUCAAGUUGGCGUUGCGAUUCAAGUCAGUGAUUGUAGUUUUACUGCUAGCACACUGUUUUCCACUAGGAUUGCCAUUUUGAAAUGUCUCCCUUGAUGGCAACCCAACUCCACUCAUCUCCAACUGAAGUCUAGAUGUUAGUUUGACCUAUAAAACUGGCAGUCUAAUUUGAUGUGGUAGGUGAUGCAAUAUACAGUAUACUGUCAGAUUUGGAAUGUGAGGAAAUCAUUUUCAUAGUUAAUGUCUUGCAGCUUUUCAAGGAUCACACAGUGUUAACUGACCCAUUUGCCAAGGCCUCCAUUGCAUUGAUAGUAUGGAUUUUAUAUGACCUGUCUGUACAAUGUAGGCGUAUCUCACUCAUAUUCCCAUUGUCUCUGUCCCUCUGUUAGAGUCUCUAUGGCCAAAGAUUGGCGUACCUCUCAAGGUGGUGCGCACCAAAGAGAACAAGCUCAGCAACCGCUUCUUCCCCUACGACGAGAUCGAGACGGAGGCUGUGCUGGCCAUCGAUGACGACAUCAUCAUGCUGACGUCUGACGAACUGCAGUUUGGCUACGAGGUGAGAGAGAGGAUACUCUGUAUCUCGCCUGGGAGUUUUCACCCCAAAUGUUUCACCUUGACCUUGGGCUUAGUACAUUCAUACUCCCUUGAUGGCAGGUCAACGCUGGCCACUUAGAGAUAACCCCAGAGUUUAAACUCAUCCAGGGAGCUUAAGUCGGCCUCCAGUAGUGGUAUAUGGGCUGCCUGGGGCUGGAGAUGUGUUUGAUGUGUGAUGGAUGGUGACAGGCCAGAGCUGAUGCUGUCCAUGACUACAGCCCGGCCUGGCACUCACCUGAAGGCAUUUAGGACCUAUUGAGACAAUUGAGGACAAUUUGAGGAUAAUGACAUGAAAUGAGAGGCAGGUUGCUGUGGGGAAGGAAGUCUGUCUGGCUCUACUGCCUCUCGCUGGGUCCAAUAGCAGGACAGGCUGCUGGCUGCUGGGCUCAGGUAUCCAGUCUCCACACACUGCUCUGCCCAUCACAGACAGGGCAUGUAGCCUUCAUCUCUUUACAGAGUGAACCUUGGGGCUCAAAGAAUCUCAGUGAUGGCGGUCUUCUAGCACUACCUUGAAGAUGAGAGGAGGCUACUUGGAACGUUUUUAGUGUUGCCUAACUCCAGUAACUUGUAAUUUUCCCAAAAUUACUGGAAAACCUGGGAAUUUGGGGAAAGUGACCAAUUUUGCCACCCUAAAGGUAUGUGUCUAACCAUCUCUUUCCCCCGCCAUCCCCCUCAGGUGUGGAGGGAGUUCUCAGACCGGCUGGUGGGGUACCCGGGUCGGCUCCACCUGUGGGACCACGAGAUGGGGAAGUGGAAGUACGAGUCAGAGUGGACCAACGAAGUAUCCAUGGUUCUGACUGGAGCAGCCUUCUACCACAAGGUUAGCCUCAGACAGAACCCCCACCUCCCUCUGUCCCUCUGCCAUGCCCAGUAUGUGGAGGGGGGCGGGGUUAGGUCACAGAGAGAGAAGAGAGAGAGAGAGAGGGAAGAGUCAUAGGUGAGGUUAGGUUAUCUGUCUCACCGUCAACCAAAAGCUCUCCUUUUGAUUCAAAGCAAAUACUUCUGAGAAAACACAUCCCUCUAUUCAAAGGCAUUCUGCUAAGGCAGAGGUUAGACUCAUUUAUCAUAUCACGAGUGAGUAGGAUGACAUAAAAAUGUUUAAAAAAUGUAUUUCAGUAUUUAUCUGCAUUAAUGCCGUUUCCACUGCUUGCUGAUUUUUGAUGUUGAGUGACACUGGCUUCUUUCCUUUCCAGUACUUUAACUACCUGUACACGUACAAGAUGCCAGGAGACAUCAAGAACUGGGUGGACGCCCAUAUGAACUGUGAGGAUAUCGCCAUGAACUUCCUGGUGGCCAACAUCACUGGCAAAGCCCCCAUAAAGGUACAGUACAGUGCACAACGUUCUCACACCACCUGAACACAACAGUCCUACCCAACCCAUUAUGCUGACAUUAGGUCAUUAGGGGGUUAAAUUCAAUAUUGGAUGUUCACCAGAGCUAUGGCUUGCAUCCCAAAUGGCAUUCUUUUCCCUAUAAUAGUGCACUACUUUUGACCAGAGCCCUAUGGUCCCUGGUCCAAGUUAGUGAACUUCCUAGUUAAUAGGGUGCCAUUUGGGAUGGAGCUAUUGGUAUUAAUGGCACCUGUUUGAACUUGUUAUCAGUAUAAAAGACACCUGUCCACAACCUCAAACAGUCACACUCCAAACUCCACUAUGGCCAAGACCAAAGAGCUGUCAAAGGACACCAGAAACAAAAUUGUAGACCUGCACCAGGCUGGGAAGACUGAAUCUGCAAUAGGUAAGCAGCUUGGUUUUAAGAAAUCAACUGUGGGAGCAAUUAUUAGGAAAUGGAAGACAUAUAAGACCACUGAUAAUCUCCCUCGAUCUGGGGCUCCACGCAAGAUCUCACCCCGUGGGGUCAAAAUGAUCACAAGAACGGUGAGCAAAAAUCCCAGAACCACACGGGGGGACCUAGUGAAUGACCUGCAGAGAGCUGGGACCAAAGUAACAAAGCCUACCAUCAGUAACACACUACGCCGCCAGGGACUCAAAUCCUGCAGUGCCAGACGUGUCCCCCUGCUUAAGCCAGUACAUGUCCAGGACCGUCUGAAGUUUGCUAGAGUGCAUUUGGAUGAUCCAGAAGAGGAUUGGGAGAAUGUCAUAUGGUCAGAUGAAACCAAAAUAGAACUUUUUGGUAAAAACUCAACUCGUCGUGUUUGGAGGACAAAGAAUGCUGAGUUGCAUCCAAAGAACACCAUACCUACUGUGAAGCAUGGGGGUGGAAACAUCAUGCUUUGGGGCUGUUUUUCUGCAAAGGGACCAGGACGACUGAUCCGUGUAAAGGAAAGAAUGAAUGGGGCCAUGUAUCGUGAGAUUUUGAGUGAAAACCUCCUUCCAUCAGCAAGGGUAUUGAAGAUGAAACGUGGCUGGGUCUUUCAGCAUGGCAAUGAUCCCAAACACACCGCCCGGGCAACGAAGGAGUGGCUUCGUAAGAAGCAUUUCAAGGUCCUGGAGUGGCCUAGCCAGUCUCCAGAUCUCAACCCCAUAGAAAAUCUUUGGAGGGAGUUGAAAGUCUGUGUUGCCCAGCGACAGCCCCAAAACAUCACUGCUCUAGAGGAGAUCUGCAUGGAGGAAUGGGCCAAAAUACCAGCAACAGUGUGUGAAAACCUUGUGAAGACUUACAGAAAACGUUUGACCUGUGUCAUUGCCAACAAAGGGUAUAUAACAAAGUAUUGAGAAACUUUUGUUAUUGACCAAAUACUUAUUUUUCCACCAUCAUUUGCAAAUAAAUUCAUAAAAAAUCCUACAAUGUGAUUUUCUGCAUUUUUUUUUCUCAUUUUGUCUGUCAUAGUUGACGUGUACCUAUGAUGAAAAUUAUAGGCCUCUCUCAUCUUUUUAAGCGGGAGAACUUGCACAAUUGGUGGCUGACUAAAUACUUUUUUUCCCCACUGUAUGUUACUAUAUCAGUAGGAGCAGUACUAAAACAUACACCACAUAUCAGGAAGCUGAAGGCCAUAACUCCAACUCCACAGAGGUGGAAACGUCCCAGAAUGGAGCAAUAUUUGGUUUUUACAGUCCCGUCCUGACAGAGGCUCUGUCUCUGAUCAGUUCUCACCCCUCUGUGCCCCCCGAUACCUCCCCAAUGCAGUGACCGUGUCCAGGUGCACAAGCAGCCCCUAAAGCCCAGCCUUAACCUCUCUUAUCUGGGUGUCACUGACUGCCACUCCCCCUCCGACAAUGUUUUUCUAAGCUCACCAGGGCUCACUUACCCCAAAGCAAUGCCUACUCCCUCCCUCUCUCUGUGCCUGCAGUAGGCUAGCCCCCCACCCCACAUAUCUCCCACAUGUCCUCCUCAGCACUGAUCUCCAGUCUGGAGUAAGAUGGACUGGUGGGGUGGGUAAGACGGAGUAAGGCCAUACAUCACCCCUUUAAAGAGCAUACAGCUGUUUCUUCUCGGCACGCAAGCAGCAUGCCCUGGGCUUUAAUGACCACUCAGGUAUACAGCAGCACAACAUCCUCCCACAACCCAACUGCCCUCAAUCACACUCUGCUGCUACAACCACUGCUGGACCUGCUUUCACAACUAGCAUGACUUUAUCUAAUGGGUUUAUCAAAUUCUAGUGGAGUGCGACUUAAAGGGAUACUUCGGGAUUUGGGCAAUGAAGCCCUUUAUCUACUUCCCCGGAGUUGGAUGAACUCAUGGAUACCAUUUUUAUGUCUCUGUAUCCAGUAUGAAGGAAGUUAGAGGUAGUUUCGCAAGCAAAUGCUAACUAGCAUUAGCGCAAUGACUGGAAGUCUAUGGUAUCUGCUUGCAAUUGCGCUAACGCUAGUUAUCAACUUCCUUCAAGCUGCAUGCAGAGACAUAAAAACGGUAUCCACGGGUUCAGCUGACUCUGGGGAAGUAGAUAAAGGGCCUCAUUGCCAAAAUCCCGAAGGAUCCGUUUAAGCAAUACUAUGAUGGUUAUGGACUUUUCUCAUCUGCACAGGGAUUUGAUCUCCACACAGUAGAUGCCAUACUGUACGGUUUUUAGUUGCGUAGCAAUGGGGGAAUGGUAGAUUAACAGAUUGUAAAGGUCACUGUCCUGGUUCCAUUUAGGUGACCCCAAGGAAGAAGUUCAAGUGUCCUGAGUGCACAGCCAUUGACGGUCUGUCCCUGGACCAGACACACAUGGUAGAGAGGUAGGUCCUGCACUGAGCAUGCUCAUCACCUAGCAACUCUAGAAAUUGUGUGUAUAUGCCAAAUCAAUAUUCAUAGAGGAAGUAGUGGAUUUACAAUAUCUGGACGUGUUAUUUUUCUGUGGUUGAUUGCCUCAAAUUGUUAACGCCGGUAACUUCUGUUCACUUCUCCAGAUCGGAGUGCAUCAACAAGUUUGCGUCGGUGUUUGGCACCAUGCCCCUGAAGGUAGUGGAACACCGUGCAGACCCAGUCCUCUACAAGGACGACUUCCCAGAGAAGCUCAAGAGUUUCCCCAACAUCGGCAGUCUCUGACCGGACAGGGUUGUGGCCCUACAACCCCCAGACACCCAUACAUACCCAGCAUCUAGUUCAGGGGAGACAUAAACUCUUAUAUCUCUGUUAUAUAGAACUAUCUGGAAGGUUGUUGUUGAUCUCUGUAGGGUGGUGUGGGGGUGGGAGCCUGUAUUGUUACCUUUCCUAAAGACUGGUUUGUAGUGGCUGUAAGUCACUCUGGAUAAGAGC